AUGGCGGAAGACGGCGAGGAGGCAACCCUGCUUGCCGUCGAGUUGCCCGCCAGCCUCGGAGGCGAGGUGUUCCGCGUCAACACCAGCCUCGGCCCGCUCAAUGUGACGGUGUGUGGCGACAGGGCCCGGCCGCCGAUGCUCACGAUGCACGACGUGGGCACCAACCACGUCGGCGCCUUCCACUCCCUCCUGCUCUGCGCGGGGCCCAAGUCCACCAUCUCCAAGACGUUCUGCUUCUACCACGUCGACGCUCCAGGGCACCAGGACGGCGCGGACAGCGUCCCGCAGGAGGCCAGGAAGAUGACACUGGAGUCGCUGGCGGAGGCGCUGGGGCAGGUGGCGAGCCACUUCGAGCUCAGGGAGGCGCUCUUCCUCGGCGUGGGCGCCGGGGCCACCGCGCUCGCGCUCCUCGCGGCCGCCCAGCCGCGCCUGUGCGCCGGCCUGGUGCUGGUUGGUCCGUGUGUGCGGAAGCCAGGCUGGUGGGAGUGGACGUACGGCAAGGUGGCGCUGAAUGCGCUGGCGUUCAUCGGGCUCGGACACGCGACGGAGUCCUUCCUGCUCGCGCGCAUGUUCGGCACGAAUGCCCUCGAGCUCAUCAACCAGGGCGGGGACCGCAGCCAGGCCUUCAAGCGCGACCUGCACCGCAUCCCGAACGCAGCCACGCAGGCGUACCUGUCCGCGGCGCUCAGCCGCCGGGACCUGCGGGACGCGGUGCCGAAGAUCAAGUGCCGGACCCUGCUCGUGCUCGGUGAAGAGUCCAUGUUCUACGGCACUCUGGUCACGGAGGAGAUGCCGCAGGACGUCAUCGGGCCGCUCGAGGCGUUCCUGCAGCACCUGCAGCUCGAGGGCCUCUGCCAGCCCCUGUGA
Pedinophyceae sp. YPF-701 is the source of this 867-nucleotide messenger RNA. Lineage: Eukaryota; Viridiplantae; Chlorophyta; Pedinophyceae. The record is from the annotation of a GenBank genome assembly.